AACAAGGAAGUGCCUCAGCUGGGAUCACUAUAAUCGUGUGGGGUCACACUUGUCGUUAAAGUGAUGUCUUUUCGUAAUGUUUCCAAAGAGGCACUGGUUGGAUCCAUCACACUGGGAGCCGUUUUUGUCGCCGGUUAUUUCUUUGGGAAAAAGAAAUCUUCCACAAUGAGCAUCUCCAAAAGUCACUGCGAGGGAAAAGACAACCCACUGAUGCAGUACGUCCUCAAUCAUUCCAUGAGGGAGCAUCCAGUUCUGACAAAACUCAGAAUGAGGACAAUGGAAGACUCCUGGAACAUCAUGAUGGUUGCCUGUGAGCAGUCGCAGUUCAUGGCAAAUCUGGCAAAACUAAUACAAGCCAAGAAAGCAUUAGAGAUCGGAGUAUACACAGGUUACAACACACUAAACAUCGCACUGUCUUUGCCUGACGAUGGCAUUGUGGUAGCAUGUGAUGUCAGUGAAGAUUACACCAACAUUGGAAAACCCUUCUGGAAAGAGGCUGGAGUCGAGCAAAAAAUUGAUCUACGCUUACAGCCUGCAGUGAAGACUCUAGAUGAUCUCCUUGCUGCUGGCCAGGCUGGAACAUUUGACUUUGUCUUCAUUGAUGCAGACAAAGUUAACUAUGACAACUACUAUGAAAAGUCUCUGCAGCUGUUAAGAAAAGGAGGCAUCAUUGCUAUCGACAAUGUGCUGUGGGGUGGGAAGGUGCUGAAUCCAUCUCCUGAUGAUGCAGAUACUGUGGCCAUUGACAAGCUGAACAAGAAGCUGCACAAAGAUACUCGUGUCAGCCUCAGCAUGCUCACAGUGGGAGAUGGGCUCACACUCGCCAUCAAACUUUAGGGUGACUGAUAAUUGCAAUGCUUUAUAGGCUUUGGAAAGUAACACUAGCAGACUAUGUAUUGGGGUGUGUUAAGGUAGCUGUUACAUACAUAUGCAUUGUCUGGGCCCACGUUACUAGAGGUUAAUGUGAAGAUCAUGAAACACUGUAUUUUCAACUAAUUUCAAUGUCAGUUUUAUUACAGGACAAAGUGCAGUGUUUGAAAGUAAAUGAUUUGAUUAAAAAAACAAUCUGUACAUGCA
Seriola dumerili (greater amberjack) is the source of this 1077-nucleotide messenger RNA. RefSeq names its product catechol-O-methyltransferase domain containing 1 (gene comtd1). The record is from RefSeq and is a predicted model, not a curated record. Gene Ontology annotation, molecular function: O-methyltransferase activity; S-adenosylmethionine-dependent methyltransferase activity. The transcript is spliced from 7 exons. NCBI's taxonomy places the organism in Eukaryota, Metazoa, Chordata, Actinopteri, Carangiformes, Carangidae. Bases 64 to 837 code for a protein of 257 amino acids.